Molecule: messenger RNA, 4119 nt
Organism: Sturnus vulgaris (Common starling)
Lineage: Eukaryota; Metazoa; Chordata; Aves; Passeriformes; Sturnidae
Source: RefSeq, a predicted model, not a curated record
CCACGUUAUAUUUCCCUUCGCGCUUCCUCCUCUUCUUACUCCUUCUUUUCGCUCUUGCCUUCCGUCUCAGGUUCCCUCUCUGCGUCCCUCUGCUUUGUUACCCCUCCCCUCGCUCCCCGCCCCCGCCUGGCACUGCGGAGCCGGAGACGUGACCCGAGCGGACUCGCUUCCCGCAGCUCCAGCCUCUCGCCGCAGAGUCGCAUGUCCUCGAUCCAGAACCUCCAAUCCUUCGACCCCUUUGCUGAUGCAACAAAGGGCGACGACUUACUCCCGGCGGGGACUGAGGAUUACAUUCAUAUAAGGAUCCAGCAACGGAACGGAAGAAAGACACUAACAACUGUUCAGGGCAUUGCAGAUGAUUAUGACAAGAAGAAACUUGUGAAAGCUUUCAAAAAGAAAUUUGCUUGUAAUGGUACUGUGAUUGAGCAUCCUGAAUACGGUGAAGUUAUCCAGCUGCAAGGUGACCAGAGGAAGAACAUUUGCCAAUUCCUCUUGGAGAUUGGCAUUGUCAAGGAAGAACAACUGAAAGUUCAUGGUUUCUAACAUACUUGUACUCUUAUGAAGAACCCUGCAGUAUUGGUCUUACCUAUCCUGGCUUUUCUGUGAAAAAUGAAUCUUUGCAGUGAAUGGACUUCCCUGUUACCUGAACAUUUACAAUUUGAUUUGCAUGACUGCAUGAAACAGGUGUUGUGUAGACUAGAAACACAUAAGAAAACUUCAGUAAGAUGAUUUUUGAGUUCAGAAAUGAAUCCUUAAGGCACUAGCAACAAUUAGGGGAGCCUUAUAUGACGAUUUCUUUCUUCAUCUGGUCUAGACAAUUCCACUUGUAAAAAUCCAGUCUCUCAAUCUCCACAAAUUCUGUCUGGUGUUACAGAUCUUAACUGUUCCAGAGAAAGGAUGCUCCAGAAGAUUGUAUACUGUUAAGGUGCAAUACGUUCAGGAGGAGGAAAUGCCUCAUGCAAAGCGCAAAAUACCCACAUACCAAAUGGAAAUCCAAAAAUAAAUCUUAUGCAAGUCUUGCAGAUGAGCAGAAUAAAGUCAUUCUACUGCAAGUUUACGUAGUCCUGAUUCUUAACUGCUGAAGAAAUCAGUCUUUUGGGGGUACAUAGCAAUUAGUGGUUUUCAUUUUAUCACAUGCUAGAAAAACUGAUGUUCUCUUUUAAAGUUUGUUCUCCUGCCCAAGAGGAAAACUAAGCAGUAUCCUCUCUUUUGCUGGUAUUAUACAAGUACUUCUAGUGGGCUUUGAAUUGAAGAUUAACAAAUGACUAGAAGGUCUCGUGUUACUGAGUCAGUCUUCAUUUCAGAUGGCAUUCCAUUAACUUUUACUACCUAAGCUUGAGUCAUUUCUCUGUAGUCAUUCCACUUGGAAUAAAUUAGACAAAUCUUUGAUUUUCUUCCUCCUCAUUUAAAAAUCCUUUCUAAGAGCAGGAACCUUGCAGUUGAUAGGUGACUUGGGUGGAGAUGCUUGUGUUUUGACCUUUGAAGGGAAAAAUUAUAAGGAGAUGGAAUAAGACAUAAGACAUUUGAAGUUUUUUAAAGAGGUGAGAUUUGUUGUGGCAACAAACCAUUUGAUCUUUCUAGAAGGAAAGCAGAAAUUUUUGUCCAUGAGUGUUUUAAACUAAGACAGUGUUUCUAAGAUUGUAAUUAGCCUUGUUAAAAGCCCAAAACUCUUUGUAUGUUCUAGACGAAAGCUUCAACAAUAUCAUGUUUUGUCAUUCUGAAACUUCUUUGUCAAAGGUAAACUUAAUUGGAAUACAUAUCUAUGUUCUAAAAAUGCUGAAAAUGAAGGCUUUGGAAAAGAACUGUUUAAAGUGCUGCCACAUAAAUCUGUUUUCAGAAUGAAGGCAGGUUUCAAUCUUUUUAUCUAUUCUGAAAUAGGUUAAAAAUGUUGAAGGAUGUGGCCCAUAAUUGUCAGGGCACUAAAAAGGAGCUUACAAUAGAAAACUCUUUUGAAGUCCACUAGUAGGACCUGAGGCUGGCCAAGCUCAGACUGCAAAGAAUGCUGGCUUUUUGUUGGAAUGUUGUGAAGUCUGUGUCCUUCAGACCUACCAAUCAAGAUUGCCACCUUAGUGAUACUUGGGCUUAAUCUCAAGGUGUUAUUGGACGUAGAAAUUUGUUUUGAAUUCACAGCCUUGUGCAUAGUUUUAUUAGGCUAUUCUAGCUGACUCUGAGCUGAUACCUUGGAGUAAGGUGUUGCAUAAAUAAAUUCACUAAAUUGUCUGUUCUGAGCAGUUAUGAGCAACACAAACCUUGCUUGCCAUUGCUGCUGGCAGUUCUUGUUUGUAGAAUAUGAGGUUUAGUAAUUUAAGUCUGUAAGAUGCCCAUUUCCUCUUACUGUGCAAACUCUCAGGCCCUUGACUGUCACCUAUGGUCUGCUAAAUCUGACUGUGUCUCAGAGAUGAGCAUGAGGAGCACAGCUGGGCAGAUAAUUCUUGAGUGGAGUAACCUCUGAAAAGAGGAAUGCCUGGGCUGUGUGCAUGCUAUUCAUUGCUUCGGUGGCUUUGCUUGAACCUUUAUUCCUGAACUCCAUUUUUGCACAGCCUAAAUGAUUAACAUUUUGUUUUGGAGAGGGGAGGAGGGAACUAGUGAAAAAAAAAAACUGUCUUAGGAAAUAUGUUUAUAUCUGAAGUUUGUUUUCAUCAACUUAGAUUCCUGGACUGCAAGACCUCUGUAACGUUUUUUUCUCUCUCUGUUCUUUAAAAAUCUUAGUUAAAGGUCCUUGAAAGUUUGAUAUUUAAGGCUCUAAAUACAUCUAAAGCCAUUAUAAAACUCUAAAAUGCAAAGUCAUUGAAGCUUAAGUUUCAAAUAUUUGAAAUAACAAUUAGGCAGAACUCCUCAUUUUUUCCUAUACUGCCAUCCUGCUUAUAGUUGGUAUGUAGUUGCCCUGAAGAUGCACAUGUUAUUUACAGUCGGGCAGUAAUCAGAUAUUCCUGCUGUAAUGCCAUACCCUGUUUGUAGGUUUUUAAAAUUUUAUCUGAUGUGCUGCAGUCUUGCAGGCUGUACUGCUCUAAUUUUGCAGUAUAGGACAGUUGUACCUUGAGUUCCAGACAGCAAUUAAUUCUGCAAGGCUCUAGUGUACAAGAUCCAUGUGUUACAUCUUUAAGUGGCUCAGUAGUUCCUCACACUGUGUGUAAAUAUAUACAAGAUCAAUAUUUAGCCUGUUAAAGUAGGGGGGAAAUGUUUAUUUUACAGCUCACUCUGAGACACAGUAGGAGUUACUGUCCUUUGUAUCUGUGCAGUGUUGAUUGGUGUCACUGAGCAUUCCUCUAACUAAUGUGCUGCAGCCACUGGGAGAUGGAAGUGGGCUUAGAGGGUUGUGUGUGGUUAAGUACCAUGACUGUGCACAUCCAUACUCAGUCAGGAAACUGUCCCUUGAGCAUACCAGCAUGAAGUUUGUUUUCCAGUUGCCAGAUCAAAAGCUCUUGAGAUCAUUAAGGGGAAAAUGGUGUAGUUGUUUUAUGUUUUCUGUAUAGAUGUUUCAUGCCUACUGUUUGCCAUUUAGAUUAAAAAUACAAAAAUAAUCUCAAAAGAAGAUUUGUACUUGGCUUGCCUUUUUUUUAAGUUUGCUACAUGCCUGUCAUUGAUCUCUUAGUGAACAAGUCUUAACCUGUAUUGGAGUAUUGCUACAGAACUGAGACAACAAAGUCUUUUCAAAUACAGUGUGCCAGUGUUAUUUGAUGAAUGCUUUUCUAAAACAAAUUUUAUGCUGUUGUUAAGGAGGGUUUUUUUUUUGGUGGAAGAUAAAAGUAACAUAAUAGAGAUGUGUGUGAUCCUCUUGUAAAAUUAUCUUUGAUUUCAUACAGAAAUGUUUUAUUUCCUCCCUUAAAUUUCUAACAUAAUCUGUAUUAACCAACUUUAAAAUACUGUGACUUGCCCUGGAAUACUGUGGCUCUAAAACAAGACGAUUAGCUUGUAUUAGCUUGAAGUCUAAAACUUUGGGUAGAAGAGGAUCAUCUAAUUUCUUGGAUAAAUAAAAUGCACAGUAUUUUAGGAUAAAGCCAGAAAUGUGCUCUAGUUUGGUUUCAGCUCUUUUAGAAUAUCUUGUAUCAGUGAAAUGUGACAGAACAUUUCUGAAAUUAAUUUGGGGCCUGAUUAAAAGGACUUGUGUAUACAAUACAU